Messenger RNA from Lepisosteus oculatus (spotted gar), 3239 nucleotides. Its product is annotated as E3 ubiquitin-protein ligase TRIM56. The record is from RefSeq and is a predicted model, not a curated record. Lineage: Eukaryota; Metazoa; Chordata; Actinopteri; Semionotiformes; Lepisosteidae. Gene Ontology annotation, molecular function: ubiquitin protein ligase activity; zinc ion binding. Gene Ontology annotation, biological process: protein monoubiquitination.
GAAAAACGAAAGUGAAAGUUGAAAUAUAAGCACAAGGAACACCUCAGACUUCCUUACCGAAAUAUAAAAACCAUUCUUUAGGAAUAUAAAUAUAUAUAUUUUUUAAAUAAUGUGGUUUACGUCACAUUUUAUGCUCUGGACUAUCGAGAAUGUGUAGGAGUUGGCCGUAAACCGUUUUUUUCUGGCGUACCGUUUCCCUUCCAAGGUGGACAAAGUCUGAAAGAGCACCAGAGCCAUGGCAGCAACUAACGUUGAGCUUUCUGCUCAAAUAGAGGAGGAGUUCCUGCGGUGCAAGAUCUGCUUUGAGGUGUACAGGACGCCCCGAACCCUGUCUUGCCUGCACUCCUUCUGCGAGCCCUGUCUAAAAAAGCUCCUGGACCAACGGAAGGGCACCGUCUGCUGUCCGGAGUGUCGCACGGUGACUGACCUCCAGGGCUGUGUGGGCAACGCCAAAGCCAGCUUCUUCAUCAACAGCCUCCUGGACCUGUUCAGGGCCAAGACCGACACACAGGCCCUCUGCUCGCUUUGCCCCUCCCUGGGGAAGGCCCCGGAGCCUGCCUCCUCCCGCUGCCUGGACUGCGCCGACUUCCUGUGCUCGUCCUGCACCCAGGGCCACCGCUGCUCCAAGGUGACGGUGGACCACAGCGUGGUCAGCCUGCAGGACUACGCCUCGGGUCGCUACGAUGAGGAGGCCAGGAGGAAGCAGGAGCGCCACUGCCUGAGCCACCAGGACCCCCUGAGGUUCUACUGCGCCACCUGCUCUACCCCCAUCUGCCGGGACUGCCGCAUGCUGGAGCACUUCCCCCACCAGGUCCUGUCCAUGGCCCAGGCCCUGGCAGCCAGGAGGCCCCAGCUGGAGGGACUGAUCGGCAGCCUGGAUGGCAGCGUGGCGGGUCUCUCGCUGCAGGAGCAGGAGGUGGACUCCGCCGUACAGAGGCUGAAGGAAGCAGAAGGCGCCGUUAGAGACCAGAUCUCGGGGCGCGUGUCCGCGCUGGUCGACCUCCUCCUGGCGCGCAAGGAUGCCUUGUGCGAGGAGCUGUCCUCGUUUGUCCAGCAGCAGGAACGGAACUACCUGGCCAUCAAAGGAGAGCUCCAGAGUCACAUCAGCUCGGCACGGAGCACCAGGGACUUCUCCAGGCAGGUCAUGCAGAUGGGGAAAGAUUGCGAGAUCCUGGAUCUGGAGAGCACCAUUCAGGGCCACAUUGAACGCCUGCAGCGACUCCAGAUCGCCGCAGUUGAGAAGAAAACCCCUGUUUUGUUCAUUAAGGAAGAACCCGAUCAACACAAGUUGUUAACUGGGAUGUUGGAGUUAAAAUUUGAACCGUGUGGUCCGGAGGUGGCCAGUCAGACAGUGGACGAUCCCUGCAUUGAAGCGCAAGCAAAAGCUUCUUCUCCAACACCUGCGGAGACUGGUAAUCAGACACCAGUCGCACCUCCAAUCUGGCCACCAGAGCCACUAGCCUCCAGCUUACCUUGGCUUCACUCUGGGCUUGUCCAUAACCCAGCUUCCAUAAUUUUCAUACGCUCGUUUGAAACCGAUGACGACAACAGCGGAUACUAUGAAAAUAUAACCGGAAUCGGCCUGUCCCCGGGUGGCGACAUUGUUAUUGCUGAUAACAGUAACUUACUCAUAAAGAAGAUAAUCCGAAAUGGGAAUGUGAGAAACACUUUUUCCACCAAUGAUACUGACUGGGAUAACCUUAAACCCUUCAGUCUCGCGGUCUGUGAAGACACCAUCUACUUCACUGCCGGGGCAAGGGUGUACAAAAUCACAGAGGACGAUGAUAUAGCUCAGGUCUGCAACUUGCGGGGCUCCCACCCUGAAUACGCCAUCGCGGCCUAUCAGGACCAGUACAUCGCAGUCAGCGAGGGCCAGUCUUGUUGCCUCUCCCUGUAUGACCCUAGAGGCACGCUGGAGGGCCGAGUCGAACCAGAUGCCCCCCUUGAAGGGAAGUUUGUCUUUUUGGCAGUAAACAGCAGGGAAGAAUUCGUCGUCUCCAUGCAGAAAUCCAUUGUAGUUUUCAAGAGGAGUGGGGAGAUCAUCAACACCUGCAGUUCUGCAGAGACCGGCAGCUUCAGGCCACGGAGUGUCUGCAUUGACAAGUGGGACAACAUUUAUGCGUUGGAAGGCACAAGGGUCAUUUUACUGACACCCAGGGGAGAUUUCGUGCGAGAGCUUCUGAACUUUAAAGGACAGGGUUAUUCUCCAAAGCUGUUGACUGCUGAUAGCCGAGGACACCUCAUCAUGACUGAUAAGAAAGGAACCAUUAGAAUCUAUAAAGUGUCCUUAUAGCUUAGGGCUAUACAAGUGCUAAGUGACCUGCCAGGUGAGCCUGGAGUGACGUCACUGAGAUCACUUCUCUAAUGGCUACAGCUCAGAGUGUGUCACGGUGACAGUGGCUCUGACUCAUAGAGCCAUACAGGUCCUCAUUCAUCCUGGGCAAAACUGGGUGUGAAGCAGUAAGCUGAUUAACAAUUUGAAUUCCAAAUUGAAAAGCGUCUCGUGUAACAGAAUGUAAAUGCUAUUUACAAUAAGCUUUGUAGUGUUAUAACUAUAGUAUAUGAAAGAGGGUGCAUUUGUACUUCAUAUCGAGCUUUGGGGGAAAAAACGUUCCAUUCCAUUUGAAAAAAUUACUUUGUUUACAACAGACUGUAUUUCUGGAGAAAUGUAUUACAAUCUGAAUUUCAUUUUCAUUAAUAGAAUUUUUAGAUUCCUAGUAUAUUUUCAGGGCAGCAAAUAUAUCUUUGCAUUCCUUCAGAUGUUUUUGAACAUUUUUGAAUGUAUUCAGAAAUACAGAAAGACAGGAAAUAACUACAGCAUACUUCAAACUAAUGUGUCUCACAAUGGUUCACUUCUUCACUGUUGUAGAAGAACUGUAUUUCUAGAACAUAAUGUCUUACAACCUUAAUUUCUGAUGCAACUUUAAUGCCUUUUGUGAAGUUCCACAAUAUGUUUUCAAUCCAAAACAUAAAUUUGUGUUCCUUUAACCAACAGACUUGUUACAGAUUUGUAAACUCUGGAAUGGAUGUGGGAACUUGUUUGAGAUUAUUGUAUAGUUUCAAAAAAUGUUGCUUUGCCAGGGGUUACGUUUUUGUUUGUGCUCUCAGUUAAAGGUUGAUCAUUCGUGUUCAGAUGUUAAUGUGAGAUUUGGGUCUGUUAAAGUGUUUUAUCAUCCAGACCUCAAGAAAUGGACCAAAUGCAGUUCAGUAUGUUUGCUUAAAUAAAAAUCUUUUGCCUA